Messenger RNA from Lodderomyces pseudojiufengensis, 1386 nucleotides. Its product is annotated as kynureninase. The transcript has a single exon. NCBI's taxonomy places the organism in Eukaryota, Fungi, Ascomycota, Pichiomycetes, Serinales, Debaryomycetaceae. Bases 1 to 1386 code for a protein of 461 amino acids. The record is from RefSeq and is a predicted model, not a curated record. Gene Ontology annotation, molecular function: pyridoxal phosphate binding; kynureninase activity. Gene Ontology annotation, biological process: NAD+ biosynthetic process. Gene Ontology annotation, cellular component: cytoplasm.
AUGUCGCUAGAGGAGGCUAAAGAGCUAGAUAAAAUAUAUUCAGUUUACAAAUCAAAAUUCAAUAUACCGACCUUCCAGUCUCUAGGAAUCAAAAAUGAUAAAUUUCAACCAGACACCGAAUCAAUAUAUUUAUGUGGUAAUUCAUUAGGAUUAAUGCCUAAAAAUACGGCAACAGCAAUAAAUAAUGAACUUAAUGCGUGGUCAUCGAGGGGAGUUGAGUCUCAUUUCAAUCAUCCAGAUAAAAGUCUAACAGAAUGGGUUGAUAUAGAUUUACCUUUAAUACCAUUAUUAAGUCCGUUAGUUGGAGCUCAAGAUAACGAAGUUGCAGUAAUGGGAUCAUUAACUUCAAAUUUAAAUUCAUUAUUAAUACAUUUCUACAAACCUAAGAAUAAAAGAACAAAGAUUUUGUUUGAGAAACAAGCAUUUCCUUCAGAUUAUUAUGCAUUUUUAAAUAUAGUAAAAUUAUUUGGAUAUGACGAGUCUCAUUUGAUACAAAUUGAAAUUCCGAAGGGAAGCACAUACUUGCCUACAGAGCUCAUACUAUCAACUAUUGAUGAAAAUCUUGAGAACCUUGCAUUAGUAUGUCUACCUGGGAUACAAUAUUAUACAGGUCAAUUUUUCGAUAUUGCAAGUAUCACCAAACAUGUUAAAUUUAAAAGUUCAGAAAUCAUCGUAGGUUGGGAUUUAGCUCAUGCAGUAGGUAAUGUCUCUUUAAAAUUACAUGAUUGGGAAGUAGAUUUUGCUACUUGGUGUUCAUAUAAAUAUUUAAAUUCAGGACCAGGUGCAAUAGCUGGAAUAUUUGUAAAUUCAAAAUAUACUAAAACUAAUUCUAAUUUAAAUUAUAAACCAAGAUUAGCUGGAUGGUGGGGUAAUAAUAGUGAAGAAAGGUUUAAGAUGUUAGAAAAAUUUGAUCCAAUUGCUUCAGCAUUAAGUUAUAGACAACUGAAUCCUAGUGUUAUUGAUUGUGUUGCAUUAAAAUCUUCAUUAGAAAUUUUUAAAGAAGUUGGUGGAAUUGAACCAUUAAGAAAAAAAUCAAUUGAAUUGACUUCAUUUUUGGAAAAGAUUUUGAAAUCUAGUGAAUUUUACAUUCCACAAGAUUCUUUGGAUGAUAAUAAAUUUGGAUUCAAAAUACUAACUCCAUUGAAUCAAAAUGAAAGAGGUUGUCAAUUGAGUUUAAAUUUUCAACCACAUAGAGACAAUAAAGAAAAAAACGUAAUGGAACGAGUGUUUAAGUAUUUACACAAUCAUGCUAUUAUUUGUGAUGAGAGAAGACCAGAUGUUAUUAGAUUGGCCCCAGUACCAUUGUAUAAUACAUUUGAAGAAACAUUUUUUGCUUCGCAAAUACUACUUGAAGCAUUGGAAAGUAUUAAAAAUGACUAUAAUUGA